Schistocerca americana (American grasshopper) is the source of this 811-nucleotide messenger RNA. RefSeq lists its product as uncharacterized. The coding region runs from base 119 to 811 and encodes 230 amino acids. The record is from RefSeq and is a predicted model, not a curated record. The transcript is spliced from 2 exons. NCBI's taxonomy places the organism in Eukaryota, Metazoa, Arthropoda, Insecta, Orthoptera, Acrididae.
CUUGGCAGACGGGCAGACUCCUUAGCAACGCCGCGCGCCGCCCGCGAAGCCCGUCCACACAGUUUCUUGUCUACUGAAGCGACACACUCACAGCUGCAGGUGAUGCCAUCAGAUUAACAUGGAAACAGUAAAAGAUACACGAGUGCCACCACCUCCAUGGAUCGACCGCAAAUUCAUAGAAUUUGCCAUCAGUAAUAAAGAAAAGGUGAAAGUUACUGUAGAAAACAUGAACAUUCAACACGCAAAUGCAGAAGGAAUUGGCUAUGGAAGCUUGAUGUACAGAAUUACCGCAUUCGCAAAGUAUGGAAAUAGUGAGAAAGCAAGGAAAAUAUCCAUAAUCGUGAAAACAGCCCUUGAAACUGGAGCAAUGAAGGAGGUGUUCGAAAGUUGUCAGGCAUUCAGGAUUGAGUCCCAGGCGCUGCACGAGGUGAUGCCGCAGAUCCACGACAAGCUGGCAGAACUGGAAGGUGACGAGUUCCAGCCGCUGGCAGCGCACUGCUACCACUGUGGCCAGAAGCCCUCUGACUUCCUGGUGCUAGAGGACCUGGCAGCAGCUGGGUUCAGGAUGGCCAAGGCAGGCCGUCCGGUGGACUAUGGGCACUGUGCGGCUGUGCUGAGGGCAUACGCCAGGCUGCACGCCGCUUCAGCGUUUCUGCUCACCAGACAGCCACAUUACAAGAACACUUUCUAUAACAAUAUGUUUACCAACCAAACCGCCCAGAAACAUUUCAGAUCGUUGGCUUCUAACGUGAUGUGCGCCCUAGCGAAUGAGUUGGAAAAGUGCCCUGGCUACGAGGAGCACUCCCAGUAG